This is a messenger RNA of Adelges cooleyi (spruce gall adelgid), 673 nucleotides long. RefSeq names its product fatty acid-binding protein, muscle (gene fabp). Lineage: Eukaryota; Metazoa; Arthropoda; Insecta; Hemiptera; Adelgidae. The record is from RefSeq and is a predicted model, not a curated record. Gene Ontology annotation, molecular function: fatty acid binding. The transcript is spliced from 3 exons. Gene Ontology annotation, biological process: fatty acid transport. Bases 163 to 567 code for a protein of 134 amino acids. Gene Ontology annotation, cellular component: nucleus; cytosol.
GAGGUGCCACGAACAUAGAUUCAAAGUUAUAAAUAAGACUGUUCCGCAUAUUUGUCGACCCAAACGUACCGGUGAACGAAACCGCGUCACGACAAAUUUAUUGCAUUAUAAUUACUGCAGUUGGUGUUUUUUAUCGGUUUUUUUACGAGUUAACAUUUUAACAUGUCUCUGAUUUUUGACAAAAAAUAUAAGCUGGAUUCCAGCGAAAACUUCGACGACUACAUGAAAGCUCUGGGAGUCGGUAUGAUAACCCGUAAAGUAGGCAACAGUAUAUCUCCGAUUGUAGAACUGAACAAAGGCGACGAUGACAAGUAUACAUUGAAAUCGACUUCGACGUUCAAAAACACGUCCACGGUGUUUAAGAUGGGCGAACAGUUCGAUGAGGAGACACUAGAUGGACGAAAGGUCAAGUCCAUCAUCACUCAGGAAGGUAACAAGUUGGUGCACAAGCAAAUAGGCGACAAAGUAGAAACGACCAUUGUGAGAGAGUUCAAGCCUGAUGAAUUAAAAAUGAUCCUAACUGUCAACGACAUCAUUUGCACCAGAAUCUACAAACCUGUCGAAUAAUUUUGCUCAUUACAAUGAUAUCUAUCCUAUAGUUUUUUCUCAACGGAUUUAAAAUCAGGCCUGUGACGUUUCGCAUUAUGAACAAUAAAUGAUUUAUUUAUUUUUA